Messenger RNA from Eucalyptus grandis, 927 nucleotides. Its product is annotated as pentatricopeptide repeat-containing protein At1g07590, mitochondrial-like. The transcript has a single exon. Lineage: Eukaryota; Viridiplantae; Streptophyta; Magnoliopsida; Myrtales; Myrtaceae. Gene Ontology annotation, molecular function: protein binding. The record is from RefSeq and is a predicted model, not a curated record. Gene Ontology annotation, cellular component: mitochondrion. Bases 1 to 927 code for a protein of 308 amino acids.
AUGAAGGCUGAUAAGGUGGGCCCACAUGUGUCAACAUAUAACAUUCUCAUGAAAAUAGAGGCUAAUGAACAUAACAUUGAAGGUCUGGCGAAGGUAUACAGUGAGAUGCAUCGAAAGAAAGUUGAGCCAAAUGAGGUGUCUUACUGCAUACUUGCUAUUGCACAUGCUGUGGCGAGGUUAUACACAGCUGCUGAGGCCUAUGUUGAGUCUAUAGAGAAGUCUGCUACAGGAAGUAACUGGUCUACACUGGAUCUCCUUCUUAUAUUGUAUGGAUAUCUCGGGAAGGCUAAGGAGCUGGAAAGAACUUGGUGUGUUGUGAAAGAUCUUCCCCAUAUUAGGUCAAAGAGUUAUAUGUUGGCUAUUGAAGCAUUCGGUAGGAUUGGACAACUUUCUCGAGCUGAGGAGCUCUGGUCAGAGAUGAAGUCGACGAAAGAGUUGAAAUCAACAGAGCAAUACAACUCUCUCAUAUCCGUGUAUUGCAAGCAUGGUUCCAUUAAUAAAGCUUCUGCUCUAUUCAAAGAGAUGGUCGCGAGCAGGUGCAGACCGAAUGCCAUUACUUACCGUCAUCUUGCAUUAGGUUGUAUGAAGGCGAAUCUAGUAAACGAAGCCCUGAGGACUCUGGACAUGGGUUCACGGUCAACAACAAGUGCAAAGGUCAGGAAAUCCACGCCGUGGUUCGAGACUACACUGUCUAUAGUUGAGAUAUUCGCAGAGAAGGGUGAUGUUGUCAAUGCUGAGAAGUAUUUCGGGGAGCUUGCUCAAGCGAAGUACGCCCGCUAUACUUUCGUGUACAACACGUUGAUAAAGGCUUAUCUGAAGGCCAAGGUUUGUGAUCCCAACCUCCUGAGAAGAAUGAUCCUCGGAGGUGCAAGGCCGGAUGCUGAGACGUAUAGCUUGAUUAAGCUUAUGGAGCAGGUCCAGAGAUGA